UCUCGAGCGGUUAUUUUUCUUCUACGUUGCUUUGAUUUAUGAAAGUAAUAUUAAUUUCUUUUUCUUUAAUCAUGUUGCAGAAAAAAAUUGAAAGUGAAAUCACACUGACAAAAGCGGUUUUGGGAAUAUCCUUACAGUUUCCAAUUUGCUUUCACCAAAAAAUUAUUUUCUGUCUCCGCAAGGAGUGAGCGGUUUUGGGAAAGCUUCUAUUGGUAAGAAGCUGAUAACAAAUGGAAUUUUGUCCAACUUGCGGGACCAUGCUGCAGUAUGAGUUGCCCUAUAUGGGCCGCCCUUCUAGAUUCUUCUGCCCGGCAUGUCCGUAUGUAUGCUACUUAGAGAACAAGGUUAAGAUAAAGAAAAAGCAACCUCUGGUUAAGAAAGAUUUAGAGCCUGUCGUCACUGAAGAUGACAUGAAGAAUGCGUCUCAGACUGAUGCAUCGUGCCCGAAAUGUGGUCAUGGAAGGGCUGCUUAUGUUCAAUUUCAGACUAGAUCAGCUGAUGAGCCGGCCACAACAUUUUAUACGUGCUUGAAUGAAACUUGUAGAAAUAGAUGGCGUGACGAUUAAAUACUUUUAUUAUGCACAUUUGAAGUUCAGUCAGUUUAUUCUCAAGCUCGCUUAAUUAUCACUUUUUAAAAA
Molecule: messenger RNA, 638 nt
Organism: Corylus avellana
Lineage: Eukaryota; Viridiplantae; Streptophyta; Magnoliopsida; Fagales; Betulaceae
Biological process (GO): DNA-templated transcription; termination of RNA polymerase III transcription
Cellular component (GO): RNA polymerase III complex
Molecular function (GO): nucleic acid binding; zinc ion binding
Source: RefSeq, a predicted model, not a curated record